UUUUCUUAGAUAAGUCCCUUGAACAUUUCAUAUAAUAAGGGCUGAAUGAUGAUGAACUCCUUGAACUUGACCUUAUCUAAGAAGCACUUUAUCCGCCCUUCCAUUCUAAAUGAUAGUUUUGCUGGAUAGAGUAAUCUUGGAUGUAGGUCCUUGCCUUUCAUGACUUUGAAUACUUCUUCCCAGCUCCUUCUUGCCUGCAAGGUUUCUUUUGAGAAAUUAGCUGACAGCCUUAUGGGCACUCCUUUGUAGUAACUGUCUCCUUUUCUCUUGCUGCUUCUAAGAUUCCAUGCUUAUCUUUUAUCUUGGCUAAUGUAAUUAUGAUGUGUCUUGGUGUGUGCUUCCUUGGGUCCAGCUUGUUUGGGACUCUCUGAGCUUCCUGGACUUUCAUGUCUAGUUCCUUUACCAGAUUGGAGGAGUUUUUCUUCAUCAUUUUUUUUCAAAUAAGUUUUCAAUUUCUUGCUCUUCCUCUUCGCCUUCUGGCAGCCCUAUGAUUUGGAUGUUGAAACAUUUAAAGUUGUCCUAGAGGUUCUAAUCCUCUCCUGAUUGUUUUGAAUUCUUGUUUCUUCAUUCUGUUCUGGUUGAAUGUUUAUUUCUCCCUUCUGUUCCAAAUCAUUGAUCUGAGUCCCAGUUUCCUUCCCUUCACUCUUGGCUCUCUGUAUAUUUUCCUUUAUUUCACUUUGUAUAGCCUUCACUUCUUCCUCUGUUUUGCAGCCAUACUCAACCUUUUCUGUGAACAUGCAGAUUACCCGUGUUUUGAACUCUGCAUUUGAUAUUUUGGCUAUCUACUUGUCACUUAGUUAUUUUCUGUAGUUUUGAUCUGUGUGUUCAUUUGGGCCAUAUUUCUUUGUCUUGGAGCAGAUUGUAAGGGGUGGAGCCUUAGGUAUUUUCUAGGGCAAUCCACUUGGAUGCAUUGUAUGUGGGAGAGGGGUCAGAGAGGGAACAAUUCCACUUGCUCAGCUCCUACUCUGCUUUCAGUCUGUUACCCAUAAGUGAAUUGUGCCAUUCCUUUCAAGUGCUUUCCUGGUGCUGAUUCCUGGGUGGGUGGGCUUGUGUAGUUAUAGUACCUCAUGGGCCCCUCCAAUGGACUCUCUUCUGAGACUUGCAGUUCCUCCCACUGCAGCAACCCCCAAAAGUUUUUAUAGCAAGAAGGGUUGAGGUUUUAGUUCCCUACACUAGAACCCUGGGUUGCACGAUCUGUCUCUCUUCCCAGUUGUUCCUUCUGGUUUAUCCGCACUGGUAUGUGGGGCCACCCUGUCUGCCAGCCACUGCCUCUCCCACUUGAUUUGCCAGCCGCCUCCUAGUCAUGCAUCCACUCUGGCUUCCCAUCUUAGCCUCCUACCUGUCUGGAUGAAUGAUUCUUCUUUAACUCAUUGGUUGUUGGACUUCCAUAUAGUUCAAUUUUGGAGCACUUCUGGUUGUUAUCCUUCUUUUGGUUGUGCAGGAAGUGAAGCGUAACUACCUAUGCCUCCAUCUUGGCUGGAAGCCCAGAUAAUCCAAUCUGAUUGCCUCUUUUCUAAUUUACCACUUUGUUUAAAUUCCACAUUGAUGGAUACACAAGCCUGGCAGUCUGGGAUUCCCAGUGGUGUGAGCUGAACAAGCACCAAUGGUGGCGAGGCCAACAUUGUCUUUCUGGCCCCUCAAUGACAUCCAAGGCCAUGGAGCCAAGAACUUUGUGGGCUGCGCUGUGGUGGAGAAUCACAUGAGGAAUAACCAAGUGCUGGGAACUGAAAGUGAUUCUACAAUUUUCCGUGCUGUGGAGCGAAUUGCUGAAAGACUGAAACAAGGGAAGCUGAACCUCGUCCGUAUUCACACUUCCUUCCAGGCCUGUCAGCUCAUGCUGCACUGUGGCGUAACCCUCAGUGACCUGAGCAGACACCCCGAGUUUGACCUUGUCAUGGAUGGUGCUGACAAAGCUGUAGGUGCUGGUCUCAGUGUCAUCAGGGGUGGUGGAGGCUGCCUGACCCAGAAGAUUGUGGUGGGCUGUUCCACUCACCUCAUCAUGAUUGCUGAUUUCAGGAAAGGGUCAAAGAACCCUGGGGAGCAGUGGCACAAGGGAAUCCCCACUGAGGUCAUCCCCAUGGCUUACAACCCAGUGAGCAGAGCUGUGAUUCAGAAGUUUGGGGAUGUGGUUGAUUCUUGUAUGUGCCCUGACCGGGCAUGGAACCUGCAACUUUGGUGUAUCAGGAUGAAUAAGGGGAGUUUUAUCCCCUGGGAGUUCGACCCUGUGCACAAAUGGAGUGAAGUGAACCCAGCUAUCAAAAUGACCGCAGGCGUGGUGGACACAGGCCUAUUCAUCAAUAUGGCCGAGAAAGACUCUUUUGGGAUGCAGGAUGGCUCAGUGAACAUGGGGGAGAACCUUUCUGUGGACCCUGCCAGGAGUGGAGUGGGCUGCCCUGGAGCCCGCAGCCCACCUCCAGGUGGACGUGCCUCUCCAGGAGCCUUUGCCUUAGUGUCUCUGUGCCAGGUGGACAGCGGCAGGGUGGGGGCUGGGCGGUUAAAUCCAGUCUUCUCAAGUCUUGUUAUUAAGUGUCUUUUUAAAAAGAGCAAUACAAACAUACAUACUUUUUACUAUUAAAGAUAUUCAAUUUUUUUUUUUUUGCCCUGGCUGGUGUAGCUCAGUGGAUUGAGCGUGGGCCUUCGAACCAAAGGAUUGUGGUUUGAUUCCCAGUCAGGGCACAUGCCUGGGUUGUAGGCCAGUCCCCAGCAGGGGACACACAAGAGGG
This is a messenger RNA of Artibeus jamaicensis (Jamaican fruit-eating bat), 2723 nucleotides long. Its product is annotated as ribose-5-phosphate isomerase-like. The record is from RefSeq and is a predicted model, not a curated record. Gene Ontology annotation, cellular component: intracellular membrane-bounded organelle. NCBI's taxonomy places the organism in Eukaryota, Metazoa, Chordata, Mammalia, Chiroptera, Phyllostomidae. Gene Ontology annotation, molecular function: ribose-5-phosphate isomerase activity. Gene Ontology annotation, biological process: pentose-phosphate shunt, non-oxidative branch; D-ribose metabolic process.